UCUCUCGGGAUUAGCCAGUCGUACUCGUACAGCGAUAACCACAUCAUUUGCCAGCAAGGUGCUAUACUUCUAUAGUCACUUGGACUGAUGGCUCCAUUCUUCGUUGAAAUACAGUCUCGGGGUCAAAAAUAAUUAAAUCAGUACACUCCCGGCACAUUUGGUGCGGAAGCCAACCAACCAUGAGCGUCCUUCAUCUGCUCCUUUUCUUGCUUCUCCAUGUCCUUCCCCUCGCAUCUCCGGCCGUCGACGUCGACCAGUUCACGUUCGAUGGCUUCGCCGGCGCGAACCUCUCGCUCGACGGCACGGCCGCGGUCACCACAGACGGCCUCCUCAUGCUCACCAACGGCACGACUCAGCUCAAAGGACACGCCUUCUACCCUGUCCCCGUGCGGUUCCACGAGGCCGCCAACGGCAACGCCUCCUCGCGCUCCUUCUCGACAGCCUUCGUGUUCGGCAUCGUCAGCGAGUACGACGACUUCAGCAGCCCCGGCCUGGCCUUCGUCGUCUCCAAGAGCAAAAACUUCUCCACGGCGCUCCAGAGCCAGUACAUGGGCCUGGCCAACGCGGCCAAUAACGGCAACUCCAGCAACCACUUCCUGGCCGUCGAGCUGGACACCAUCGUCAACGCCGAGUUCGGGGACAUGAGCAACAACCACGUCGGGGUCGACGUCGACGGCCUCUCAUCCAUCGUCGCCGACAACGCGGGGUACUACGAGGACGGCACGGGCGCGUUCAUGAACAUGAGCCUGUUGAACCGCACGGCUACGCAGGUGUGGGUGGACUUCGACGCGCGCACCUCUCUCCUCAGCGUCACCAUGGCACCCCUUGAGCUGCCCAAGCCCAAGAAGCCUCUGCUCUCCACCACCGUGAACCUCUCGUCGGUGAUCGAGGACAAAGCCUACGUUGGCUUCUCGUCAUCCACCGGCGUCGUGUCGAGCCGCCACUACGUGCUUGCCUGGAGCUUCAAGAUGGACGGUGGACAAGCCCCGCCGCUAAACAUACAGAAACUGCCGGCCCUGCCGUUCACGACCCCCAAGCGCCGGUCGAAGACGCUUUAUAUCCUAUUGCCGAUAGCAUCGGCGGCGUUGGUGUUAGCACUGGCCAUCGCCGUCAUCCUGAUUGAUCGGCGGCGGCGCAGGUAUGCGGAGGUAAAAGAGGACUGGGAGACGGAGUUCGGUCCGCACCGUUUCUCAUACAAGGAUUUGUUCCACGCCACCAAGGGGUUCUCCGACGAGCGGCUGCUUGGCAUCGGCGGAUUCGGGAGGGUGUACAAGGGGGUGCUUCCGGCGUCCGGGGCGGAGGUUGCAGUGAAGAAGGUGUCGCACGAAUCGAGGCAAGGAAUGAAGGAGUUCAUCUCUGAGGUGGUGAGUAUCGGCCAGAUCCGGCACCGGAACCUCGUCCGGUUGCUCGGAUACUGCCGGCGGAAGCGCGAGCUCCUGCUAGUCUACGACUACAUGCCAAAUGGCAGUCUCGACAAGCUUCUGCACGACCACAACACGAUGGUCUUGAGCUGGAGCCAAAGGUUGGGGAUCAUCAACGACGUCGCCUCCAGCAUACUGUACCUCCACGAGGACUGGGAGAAGGUGGUUCUGCACCGCGACGUCAAGGCGAGCAACGUGCUCCUGGACGCCGACAUGAACGGGCGGCUAGGCGACUUCGGCCUCGCGAGGCUGUACGAUCACGGCACCGACCCGCACACCACGCACGUGGUGGGCACCAUGGGCUACCUAGCCCCGGAGCUCGGGCACACCGGCAGGGCCUCCAAGGCGUCCGACAUCUUCUCCUUCGGCGUGUUCAUGCUGGAGGUCGCGUGCGGGCGGCGGCCCGUCUCCCAGGACGAGCACGGCGACCACCUCCUGCUGGCGGACAGGGUGAUCGAGCACUGGCGCGAAGGAGCGAUCACCGACGCCGUGGACCCGCGGCUCCGGGGCGACUUCCCUGCCGAAGAAGCGAGCUUCGUUCUGAAGCUGUGCUCGCUGUGCUCGCACCCUCUGCCCAGCGCGCGCCCGGGCAUUCGGCAGAUCAUGCAGUUCCUGAGCGGUGACGCGCGGCUCCCGGAGGUGUCGGUAGAGCACGUAAGUGUCGACGUGCUAGCGCUCAGGCAAAACCAGGUGGUUCACUCGCACUCUUUUCUGCCGUCCACGGAAGCCGGUAAUAUUUCUGAUGUUCCUGCAGCGAGGUAGUAAUAAACACAAGAUAAGGGAACGACUAGAUGUCAAUCGACUGAAUAUACUAUUUUAGUCAGUCAGUUUUGCAUGCUCACGAGUUCUCCGGGUCCGGACUAUUGGCAACACAUAACGCCGCAGCCGUAAGAGCUGAUGCAUGCAACGACGAUUCUCCUGCAUGUUUUUAUUUGAAAGAUCCAGCAGUUGCUGGCUUUUUUAUUGAUUAUAGCAGGAAGCAGCGGGAAACGAUAAAAGUAGUGAAGAUCCUAGGAUCAGUGCGUAGGGUUUGCCACAGACGGACAAAACUCUAGAACAGCAAAAUUAUUAUGUCUCAUGGGAGUUCCCCGAAGGGGCUCUCGAUGCACGUCGCUCAUGUGAUCCUCCAGAGCUCGAUGUUGUCUCUGAUGCGUCUGAUGAUGUCUCUCGUACGCGGUAGGCUCUCCUGGAAAGUGCAUUGGUUUCUCUCCUGCCAAAUUUCCCAACAAGCCAACAGCAAGAUUGAUCACGCCCCUUGCCACCAUGGGGGAGGGGGGGGGGGCAAGGUGCUCUGGAUGAUCGUGGUGGAGUUUCCGUGGCUCCAGCAGUCCGCAGGGGAGAGCGCGGAGUAGCCGUGCCAUUGCCCGAUCUUGUUCCAAACGCGACUGGACUCCGGGCAGUGCCAGAACAGGUGGCCCGAGGAUUUCAGGUUCCUGACGCAGAGCUGGCAGAAGUAGUUGUUCAUCCAACCCCGCCACUAUAGCCUGUCAUUACACCAAAGCCGAUCCCGGAGCAGCAGCCAUGCAAAGAUCUUGAUCUUCCCGGGCACCCAAGCUUUCCAGACCAGUUGGUCGAGGUGGGUCGCCGUCCUGCCCUGAAACUGUGCCUGGUAGGCGGACCUGGCCGAGUACGUCCCCGAGCUCGAAAUUUUCCAGGUGAGGGCGUCCGGCACUCCUGGUCAAAGGGGCUCCGCCGAUUGCUGUAGCUCACGGUGCAUGGCUAGGACGUCCUCGAGGAGGUGCUGGUUGUUGUUAGACUUAGAGAUAUAUUCCUGUUGUAAUCUCAAACUAACUCUAUCUCUUCCUCUCCCGUAGCUCUUUCUAUCUCCUAUGUAACUACUAAAUCCCAAAGAGAUCGGAGCAAUCUUGUAAGCCACGGCAGGGGUGUUUCCUGCCCCAAUCAAUAUAUAGACACACGGCUCCCUCACGAGGGAGUAGGAACGCUUCCACCUGACAUGGUAUACAGAGCCAUCCUCUUUCCAUCGAUCUAGCCAGCAACCUCCUUCCUCGACUACCCUCGCCAUGGCGUCCUCAUCCACCAUUUCCCUCAACCUUGGUGCUCUCCCAUUUGACAAGCUCACCAAGACCAACUUCAUCCUAUGGAAGGCACAGGUCAUGCUGGGCUUGCGAGGAGCGCAGGUCACCGGCCUCCUGGACGGAUCAGAUGCAGCGCCACCGAAGACGGUGUAGCAGUAGCAUGCGGACAAAACCACCGCCCCAGAACCCAAUCCUCUGUAUGCG
This is a messenger RNA of Triticum urartu, 3661 nucleotides long. RefSeq names its product L-type lectin-domain containing receptor kinase SIT1. Gene Ontology annotation, biological process: protein phosphorylation. The record is from RefSeq and is a predicted model, not a curated record. Gene Ontology annotation, molecular function: ATP binding; carbohydrate binding; protein kinase activity. Lineage: Eukaryota; Viridiplantae; Streptophyta; Magnoliopsida; Poales; Poaceae.